AUGGUUUCUGCAGAAGAGCUUAAAGAUAUUAUCAUUGAAAAAUUGAAAGCACAGGAAGCUCAGGUCCAUGAUAUCAGUGGUGGCUGUGGCCAGUCCUUUUCUGUUCUUAUUGUCUCUGAUGUAUUCGUCAAAAAGAAUAAGUUGGCAAGACAUAGAAUCGUCAAUACUGAAUUGAAGGAUAUCAUAUCAUCAAUCCAUGCUUUCACUCAAAAGACGUACACUGUGGAAGAGUGGGCCAAAGAACAUUCUAACUAA
Molecule: messenger RNA, 255 nt
Organism: Saccharomycopsis crataegensis
Lineage: Eukaryota; Fungi; Ascomycota; Saccharomycetes; Ascoideales; Saccharomycopsidaceae
Gene: BOL2
Product: Bol2p
Exons: 1
Coding region: 1-255 (84 amino acids)
Biological process (GO): intracellular iron ion homeostasis
Cellular component (GO): cytosol; nucleus
Molecular function (GO): 2 iron, 2 sulfur cluster binding
Source: RefSeq, a predicted model, not a curated record